GUGUUUUUGUCGGCGUUUUUCUCCAUUUUACGCGUUUUAACUCAUCUCACGUCUGAAAGUGCCGACGGCUGUUCCGCAAUUGGUUCGCACGACGGGAUCAUAGACUUACUGCUGGAGUCGAUUGUGGAGUUGCCGUCAUUCAUAAUGUCGGACCAGCGCUUCGACCUAAUGGUCAUACUUCUGUGCCUUUGCAUCAAUUUAGUCGAGUUUUGUCCACAAAUGCGAGACUUAGUCGUCGCCAGCGAUUCAAAGCUCAAGGAUUUAAUUGAAUUGCUAUUCAAACGCAUAGAGGAGGCGCAGCGCACGGAACAGCAGACCGAUGAGCUCCUGGAGUCGCACGAAAAGGUCCAGAUGACCGAAGCCAUGAGGGACUCCCUGUUGCACACGAUGCUCUCCCAAUCGGGCAAUCAUAUGGAGCACAGCAUAAUCGCCGCCUGUAUAGCGCUACUCUUGGGCUGUACUAUUCAGGACAACAUGAGGUAUACCAAUAUCGUGAGGUCUAACCUACCGAACCUGUCGUUCGACCCGUUGGUUGAAGUGUUGCAAAAGCUCCGGGACUUUGCCUACUUAGCCGACAUAAUGACCAAAAAAGGCAAAGAGAGAGUCGACCGAAUCAUUCAAGUGUUCAAAUCGUCUUAACAUUGAUAGACAUGUCUAUUAUAUAUGAGAUUUUUCAUGAUUAGCGUCAAAACAAUGAAUACAAAUGUGUUUUUUUAAAAUUGCAAACUAAACGAUUAUUAUAUUUACCGGAGACAUAAUUUAUUUUAUAUUUUUAUUUCAUUGGCGUCGAG
Messenger RNA from Oppiella nova, 791 nucleotides. The record is from the annotation of a GenBank genome assembly. Lineage: Eukaryota; Metazoa; Arthropoda; Arachnida; Sarcoptiformes; Oppiidae.